AUGUCGAUGAAAGAUCUCAAUAAAAAAUUAGAAAAACUUUUAAAAAGUAAAAUUUCUCAAAAUAAUAUUAUAAAAGAACUUGAUGAAAUCUUUGAUGAAUUUAAUGUUCGUCAAGUAAAUUCAUGGAGAAAUUUAUCAAAUAAAACUAAAAAUACAUUAUUACAUGAACUUGUUGAUAAAAAUUAUUUGGAAGUUGUUCGUCAUGUUAUUACAAAAUAUCAAUUACGAACAUUUUUUAAACGUGAAUCAGAUGGUUUGACUCCAAUUGAUCUUGCAAAAUUAAAUGAAGAUUGGGAUAUGUUAGAUCUUUUAAUUGAAUUUGAUGAUGAUAAAACAAUAAAAGAAACAUAUGAUCAAUUUGCAAUUAAACAACAAAAAGAUAAAAUGAUGAAUAUUGUUUGGAUGGAUUUAGAAUUUACAUCUUUUCAAAAUCCAAAAAUUUUAGAAUGUGCUGUUAUUAUUACUGAUAAAGAUCUUAAUGAAAUUCAACGAAAACAAUGGGUUGUUCAUUUCGAUGAAGAGACCAUCUCUGAAUUAGGUGAAUGGCAUCAAAAUGCAUUUAAAGAUAUUGAUGAUGGUGGAAAUGGAUUAUUUAAAGAUGUUUUAGCUUCAAGAAUUAGAAAAGAAGAAAUGGAGAAGGAAUUAUUAGAUCUAUUAAAAUCUCAUUGUCCAGAAAAAGCUUGUCCAUUAGCAGGUAGUUCAAUUCAUGUUGAUAAAGAAGUUUUAAAAGUUGAAAUGCCUAUUGUUCAUGAUUAUCUUCAUUAUCGUGUUAUUGAUGUUAGUUCAUUUUAUGAAAUGAUCAAAAGAUGGGCACCUGAAACAGGAUCAAAAUUUUCAAAACAAAUUGCUUCAAAUGGACGAGAUACAGUUAAUCAUAGAGCAAUGAAUGAUAUUGAAUGGUCUAUUGAAAUGAUGAAAUUAUUUCGACCAUUAUUAACAUCACGAAAAUUUUCGAAAGAAAGAGGAAAUGUUCCACGAAUAAAAGAUGAAAAUCAAUGUUCUUCUGAAAAUAGUAAUAAUGUACGAAAAAGUAAAUUUCCAUUAAUUGCAUCUUCUAUUGAUCGAUCAAAAUUAUCUAAUGAUGAAAAAGAACUUUUAAAACGUCUAGAAUUUGAACAAAGAUUUGAUGUUGGAGAUUUACAACUUAAUAAUAAUGAUCAACGUAUUUAUGAUGAAAAUCCACAUUUACGUGAAGUUUUUAUUAAUCAUGAACAAAUUAUUUUUAAUAAAGAAAAUUUUACAAAUGAAAAUCGUAAAGUUAAAAAAUCAAUAAUUGAAAUAAAAAAUGCACGUGAAAUCAAUACAACAGAAUAUUGGGAAGAACGAAAAAUUCUUUUAUCAGAAAUUGAAUUUUUAACUGAAUUUUCAUCAAAAGAAAAUAAUUUUGUUAUUUAUGUUGGUGCUGCACCUGGAAUACAUCUCAAUUAUCUUACUUCAUUAUUUUCUUAUAUCAAAUUUAUUCUUUUUGAUCAAGAAAAUUUUCUUAUAAAUGAAACAAAUCAAAUUGAAAUCAAAUCAGAACAUUUUUCCGAUAAAUUAGCAGAAGAAUAUUCUAAAAAAUAUGAAAAUAUUUUAUUUAUUUGUAAUAUAAAAACAUCUAGAAAUGAAAAUGAUCUAGAUAAACAUAUGAAUAAUCAAAUGAAAUGGUAUCAAAUUAUGAAACCAUAUGCAUCAUUAUUAACAUUUUCUCUUCCUCAUUAUCAUCAACGAACAUACGAAUAUUUAAAUGGAGAAAUUUUAUUAGAUUUAUGGUCUUCAAAACAAUCAAUUCAAUGUCGAUUAAUUGUUGAAAGAAAUGCUAAAAUGAUUCAAUAUAAUAUUUCAGAAUUUGAAAAUUCAAUAAAAUAUUUUUAUAAUAGAACACGAACAAUGUUUUAUGAAAAUGAUUUAGAUCAUAUUGAAACAGAAGGAAUUGAUCAUUGUUAUGAUUGUAGAGCAGAAAUAUUUAUUUUAAAAAAUUAUUUUAUUCAAAUUAAACAAAUUAAUGACGAAAAACAAUUAAAAAAAUCUAUUGCACAAUUAUCUUAUGAAAUAUCAACAAAUAUUUAUGAAAAACAUCGACCUAAAAUUAUUAAUGGAAGACGAUCAUUAAAUAUUAUUAUGAAAAAAUAA
Molecule: messenger RNA, 2112 nt
Organism: Adineta steineri
Lineage: Eukaryota; Metazoa; Rotifera; Eurotatoria; Adinetida; Adinetidae
Source: the annotation of a GenBank genome assembly